AUGACUCUGGGAAACUGGCUUCGAUUGAGUCCUGUUAGGAUCCGUGCUGAGGUUUGUCCAGCAACCUCAUGCUCAAGGCCAUCCCUUCGAACCGCGUCCACCGGCCUCCCACCGCGUCGUCGGCUCAGAUUUGAACCAGCCAAGAUUCCUACCUUUGCGGACUGGCUCUCUAAGGAGGAAAAAGAAAUUCAAGACGCGAAUCGGAAACGACGUGACAAAGACCUGCGAUGGGCUUCAGACCGCAUUCCCAAAUUCCAUACUGUGAUGGAAUCCCACCAGCAAUGGCCUUUAUUACGAGACACCCCAUCGGUUCUACAAAUCAAUGUUGGGAAACUCUGCAACCUCCACUGCCGUCACUGUCAUGUGGAGGCGGGCCCAACCAAGACCAAGGAGAACAUGAGCCUAGCGACGAUUGAACGGUGCCUUGAGGUCCUUGCAAUGAGCCCAUGUAUCACAACGGUCGAUAUCACUGGGGGAGCCCCUGAGCUGAACCCCUAUUUUCAAACCCUUGUUCGAGAGGCAAGAAAAAUGGGCAAGACAGUCAUUGAUCGCUGCAAUCUUGUCGUCCUUUGGGAACGGGGCCAGGAAGGCCUUGUAAACUUUCUCGCCGAACAAAAGGUGAACAUCGUUGCUUCUUUGCCCUGCUACACGGAGCGACCCACAGACCGACAACGAGGAAAACUGGUAUAUAAUGAUAGCAUCUUCGCGCUCAAAGCUCUCAACGAACGUGGCUUUGGUAGGCCUUCCCCGCCAACUGGCUCAUCGCAGGACGGUUUGAGAUUAGAUCUUGUUUACAAUCCUGCCGAUCACUCUCUUCCUCCAUCACAGAGCAACCUUGAAGCCGAGUAUCGGGAACGUCUGUGGGAAGAUCAUCAAAUCACGUUUACCUCUCUCUACACCUUAGCGAAUAUGCCCAUCCGACGCUUCGCCGAUACGCUUCUCCGCACCGGGAAUUAUGAACCAUACAUGGAGUUGUUGGCCAACGCCUUCAACCCUCAAACUGUGGAUGGACUCAUGUGUCGCCACACGGUGAACGUAGGUUGGGAUGGUAAGCUUUAUGACUGCGACUUUAACGGUGCCCUGGAAAUGGGAACUAGGAUUGGUGGCCGUUCUCACUUGGAUAUCUGGGAUAUCGACAAUCUGGAGGACCUUCGUGAUAAAACUAUUCGCACUGGGUUGCAUUGCUUUGGAUGCACGGCCGGCGCUGGCUCGAGCUGUGGGGGCUCGUUGGUCUGA
This is a messenger RNA of Coccidioides immitis RS, 1236 nucleotides long. RefSeq names its product radical SAM/Cys-rich domain-containing protein. The transcript is spliced from 8 exons. The record is from RefSeq and is a predicted model, not a curated record. Lineage: Eukaryota; Fungi; Ascomycota; Eurotiomycetes; Onygenales; Onygenaceae. Gene Ontology annotation, molecular function: catalytic activity; iron-sulfur cluster binding. Bases 1 to 1236 code for a protein of 411 amino acids.